AUCGUAAUGGCCACUCUUGCCGCUAGACUAGCUUCCGCCAGCAUCAAUCGUUCAGCUCGUGUCGCUGCUGCUCGCAACGUCCUCGGUAUGUCUCUAUCGUUCAACCUACAGUAUUUUUCUUAUUCAUCUAUUGAUUUUUUUUUGUCUUUCGGAAAGUCACCUUCGGAAAUUCGACCGAUAUUUUUAUUUCCUGUUAUGAUGAUGCAUGGAGGCAUGCAUCGCCAAACUUGCUAAGGGUUAUACAGCAAUCAUUCGGAGAGCAAACUAAAUUUUCUCUCUUUUAUUUCUCUACUCCACAAAAUGAUUCAUAUUCUUGAGAGUCAUUUCCAAAGACAGGGGAAUGGAUCAUCAGGACUGUCGUAGCACACAUUUGGAGCGUGGGCGAAAGGAACAAUUUUGUUAAUUGGAAACGUCUACUUUUCAACAUUGGACAGCUAUGCCAUUGAUAGGAACUCCUGCUGGACUUGUUGCUCAGGUUCGCUUUAACCACAGCUCCGCUCGUGAUACCACUCAGAUCCCAAGUUUUGACAAGUACAAGAGCGGAUCAGGUGAUGCCUCCAACCGUGCUUUCUCUUACUUCAUGGUCGGGACCACUGGAGCCUUGUCCUUUCUAGGAGCCAAAACUACCGUGGCAGACUUUUUGGCCAACAUGUCUGCUUCUGCUGAUGUUCUGGCUCUGGCUAAGGUUGAGGUUGAUUUGAGCACCAUUCCUGAGGGUCGCAAUGUUACUAUUAAGUGGCGUGGCAAGCCCGUCUUCAUCAGACAUCGUACUGCUGAUGAGAUUGAGGAAGCUAACUCUGUCAACAUUAAGGAUCUUCGCGACCCACAGACCGAUGCCGAACGUGCUUCGAAACCCGAGUGGUUGGUCAUGCUGGGUGUCUGCACCCAUUUGGGAUGUGUCCCAAUUGGUGAGGCUGGUGACUAUGGUGGCUGGUACUGCCCCUGCCACGGAUCUCACUACGAUAUCUCCGGUCGUAUUCGCAAAGGGCCUGCACCACUCAACUUGGAAAUCCCUGUCCACUCCUUUGAGGAAGGCAAUAAGCUCGUCAUUGGAUAGAAUCUCUCACCCUUAGACUUUUAUACUUCAUAGUUUUCUUCCGAUCCAAAAUGUUACACUUGUCGACAGCAGCAUCACUCUUUCACUACUUCACCAAUCACCCUAUCGCGCGCCAUAUACAACACUCUCGCCUGUUCCAUGAUAGAAUGCC
This is a messenger RNA of Lobosporangium transversale, 1208 nucleotides long. RefSeq names its product cytochrome b-c1 complex subunit Rieske. Gene Ontology annotation, molecular function: 2 iron, 2 sulfur cluster binding; quinol-cytochrome-c reductase activity. The record is from RefSeq and is a predicted model, not a curated record. Bases 437 to 1057 code for a protein of 206 amino acids. Gene Ontology annotation, biological process: mitochondrial electron transport, ubiquinol to cytochrome c. NCBI's taxonomy places the organism in Eukaryota, Fungi, Mortierellomycota, Mortierellomycetes, Mortierellales, Mortierellaceae. Gene Ontology annotation, cellular component: membrane. The transcript has 3 exons.